Molecule: messenger RNA, 501 nt
Organism: Nicotiana tabacum (common tobacco)
Lineage: Eukaryota; Viridiplantae; Streptophyta; Magnoliopsida; Solanales; Solanaceae
Source: RefSeq, a predicted model, not a curated record
AUGGCAUUUUCGUCCGGACAGUAUUCUCUCCAAAGUUCAGCCAUGACUUUUACAAAGAGAACACUUUUCUGCUUCAUCAUUGCAGUUAUAGCCACUUCCACGCGACUAUCCAUGGCCACUGUGUAUGAGGUUGGAGACUCACAAGGUUGGACCAUUAUAGGGAAGGUUGAUUACAAUCACUGGGCUUCUACGAAGAAAUUUCAAGUCAAUGAUACCCUGAUCUUCAACUACAACAAAUACCACAAUGUGAUGCAAGUGAGCAGCCAAGAAUAUGAGUCAUGCACAGUUACAUCUCCAAUAGCCACUUUAAACACAGGCAAAGACUCUUUUACACUUUCAGCCCCUGGCGAUUACUAUUACAUCUGCGGAAUUCCUGGCCAUUGCCAAAUUGGCCAAAAAGUUUAUAUAAAAGUUGGUUCUCAAACAAAUGGAGCAUCACCCCUUUAUUUCAUGUGGUUUCCCAUGGGCUUGUUAGGGCUUUGCUUCUUCUUGAUUUUUUAG